Messenger RNA from Phytophthora nicotianae INRA-310, 1070 nucleotides. RefSeq lists its product as hypothetical. The record is from RefSeq and is a predicted model, not a curated record. Gene Ontology annotation, cellular component: nucleolus. Bases 1 to 843 code for a protein of 280 amino acids. Gene Ontology annotation, biological process: maturation of LSU-rRNA from tricistronic rRNA transcript (SSU-rRNA, 5.8S rRNA, LSU-rRNA). The transcript has a single exon. Gene Ontology annotation, molecular function: RNA binding. NCBI's taxonomy places the organism in Eukaryota, Oomycota, Peronosporomycetes, Peronosporales, Peronosporaceae.
AUGUACUGGUACCCUACCGGGCUGCGCUCCAGUCAAUUUCCGACUGGCACCGUUUUUCUCGGCGGCGUUUGCCACUCGAGUGAUAAGCGGCUAGCAGAGACCAUGGUGAGCAAAAAGAUUGCGGCGCAGCUGGAGAAGCUGCAGGGCGAUGAGUGGGACUCGGAUAGCGACAGCGAGACGACGAACGUCGUCUCCAACACGUUUGACGCCAGCAAUGACCUGGUGACUCUUCCCACAGCCGCAGAGGCCGCUGCCAGCGCCUCCACCGGAAAGAAGCGUAAGAGCAAGAUGCAGCGCAAGAAAGAAGCUGCCGCUCUCGCCAAGGUGCAGCAGGAGGAGAAGAAGAAGAACCAGCCUUCCAACGUUAUUUAUCUCGGCCGCAUCCCUCACGGCUUCUACGAGAAGCAGAUGCUGGGCUUCUUUAAGCAGUUCGGCACUGUGCGUCGCGUGCGUCUUUCGCGCAACAAGCGCACAGGCAACUCAAAGCACUACGCUUUUAUCCAGUUCGACGAGCCCGAAGUGGCGCAGAUCGUGGCCAACACGAUGAAUGAGUACCGACUGUUCGACCACACGCUCUCGUGCCAUAUCGUGCCCUCGCAUGCCGUGCACGAGCGCAUGUUUAUCGGUGCCAACAAGGAGUUCAAGCCGCUGCCCCGACAGGCCAUUAACCGCAACCGCCACAACGCCGAGAAGACGUACGAACAGACCGUGAUCAACAACAAGCGUCUUGUGACCAAGGAACGGCAGAAACGCAAGGUGCUCAAGGCACUCGGCAUCGACUACGACUUCCCUGGAUACGAGGCUCAGAUGCCGGCCAAGAAACAGCACAUUGCAUUCACAUAAAGAGUUUUGGCGUCGACAUACAAGCCGAAUGGACGAGCAGCUGGCGACAUUUGCUUGCUUCCUGGUAUUCUGACUUUUGAAACUGUCAUUGCUUUGUCUUCUCUUCUAGCUACGGUUAAUAGAUUGUAUUUCCUUGCUGCUGUUUAUCAGUUUGUUUGUUUUUUUUUUUUAGCUAAGAACCUCGUCACCUUCUGUGCAUGAAGACCAAGAAACAAUACUACGUAGUA